AUGUCUUUACAGAAUGCUUCAAUCAAAGUGGCACACUUUAUUAUAGGUGGAUUUGACACAGUCAGAAAACCUAUUGUAAUUGGUGCAGUUAUACUGGUAACCUAUCUUCUUGCUCUUUUUGCUAAUAUGGCAAAUAUCAUGUUUAUUAUUUCUGACAAGAGAUUACAUAAACCAAUGUAUCUUCUCAUUUGCAACCUUGCUGUUGUUGAUAUACUGUACACCUCCAGUUCCAGCCCAACAAUGAUUGGGGUUCUCCUUGCUGGUGUUAACACCAUAUCCUAUGUGGAGUGUUUAAUUCAAAUGUGCAUUUUUCAUUUGGGAGCAGGGAUGGAGUCAUUUGUUUUAGCAGUUAUGGGAUUUGAUCGAUUAAUUGCUAUAAUUUAUCCUUUCCACUAUCGUAGUUAUUUAACAAAUACACGUACCCUUGUUCUUACCUACUUCCUGUGGAUUGUAGGUUGGUGUUUUGUGUCUUUUAUACCUGCAACAGUUGUUCCUCUCCCUCACUGCACCUCAAGGCUGAAGUACGCUUUCUGUGACUAUGCUGCUGUAAUACGAACCACUUGUGUUGACCCUGAGAUGUAUUUCAAUUUUGCUGCCACUAUUGCAUUUAUCAUUUUAUUCAGCACUUUCAUUUUAAUUUGUCUUUCAUAUUGUGGGAUCUUCUGUUUUGUAAAAUUAUCUUCAAGAAACGAAAAAAGGAAAAUGUGGAGCACUGUUGUAAGUCACUUGAUUUGUGUAAUCAUUCAUUACUGUCCUGCAUUUAUUCACAUGGUCUUAACCAGGUUUGGUGUGGUAUUAACUCUUGAGGAACGCCAGGGUUUAUUAAUUGGGGCUGUCAUCAGUCCAUGUCUUGUAAAUCCUUUUGUGUACUGUCUUAGUACAAAAGAAAUUAAAAAUAAGAUCUUUAAGAUUUUCAGAAAGAGAGAGGAGAGGUUGAUUGGCAGUGAGAACCCACUGCCCGGACUGAAGGUGCAGGGAAGCAACCCUCUCGUCUACUGGUGA
Molecule: messenger RNA, 1002 nt
Organism: Archocentrus centrarchus (flier cichlid)
Lineage: Eukaryota; Metazoa; Chordata; Actinopteri; Cichliformes; Cichlidae
Product: olfactory receptor 6F1-like
Exons: 2
Coding region: 1-1002 (333 amino acids)
Biological process (GO): detection of chemical stimulus involved in sensory perception of smell; G protein-coupled receptor signaling pathway
Cellular component (GO): membrane
Molecular function (GO): odorant binding; G protein-coupled receptor activity; olfactory receptor activity
Source: RefSeq, a predicted model, not a curated record